GCGCAAAGAAAAGAAGAGAGGAGGAAUCCUCGCCAGCAAGCCUCAAGACCAAGUGUUCUGGUAAAAAGGACAGACCCCUUCCUUGUUUCUUAACAUGUAAGAAAAAGAUUUCCACGACCACCCUUCCCUCGGCUGUUCAAACACCAGCAUGCUUUCUUGGCACGAAACCAGCAGCAAGUCAUCACCACAGGAGCGGAGCGAAAAAGAAAGGCUGUCUUGUUUCUAUAAAGAACUCAGCAUUAUUAUGGCGCUCUCUGAGUCUGAGCUGCCUCAGAGCUCAAAAGAAUCGAAAGAAAGAAUGAGCCACGGAGAAAGAGGAAAAGCCAUCCCUCUCCGACACCCACACUCCACCGUUUGAACGCGGCAAGCAGCGCAAGGAAAGCAGACGGCGAGAUGUAUCGCUUCAGCAACACCCUGAUCGGUUACCUCAACCUGUUGACGCUGCUGGCGUCGAUCCCCAUCAUCGGCGGCGGGCUGUGGCUGGCCCGGAGCUCCGCGACGUGCGAGUCGUCUCUGCAGACGCCGCUCCUGGUGCUGGGCUUCGUGGUGCUGCUCGUCUCGCUCGCCGGGUUCGUGGGCGCCUGCUUCAACGUGGCCUGGGCGCUGUGGCUCUACCUCCUCGUCAUGCUGUUCCUCAUCGCCGCCCUCCUCGGCCUCACCGCCUUCGGCUUCGCCGUCACCGGCGGCGGCGGCGCGGUCGACGUACCCGGCCGCGUCUACCACGAGUACCGCCUCGACCACUACUCCGGCUGGCUCCGGCAUAGGAUCACGGAGCCGGGCUACUGGAAGGCGGCCAUGGCGUGCGUCGUGGGCUCCAAAACCUGCGCCAAGAUGGCUCCUUGGACGCCGCUGGACUACCUCCAAAGGGACCUCUCCCCGAUUCAGUCGGGCUGCUGCAAGCCGCCAACAUCGUGCACCUACGCUGCAGGGUCGGCGAUGGCGGCGCAAGACGAGGACUGCUACCGGUGGAACAACGCGGCCGACGUCCUCUGCUACGGUUGCGACUCGUGCAAGGCCGGUGUGCUGGAGCAGGUGCGGAGGGACUGGCACAAGCUCUCCGUCCUCAAUGUCGUCAUCCUCAUGUUUCUUAUCGGCAUCUACUCCGUCGGCUGCUGCGCCUUUCGCAACGCCCGUCGUGCCGAGUCCGAGUUCCCUUACGGCGAGAACCGCAUGUCCAAAGUCCACCCUCGGUGGGACUACUUCUGGUGGAGGUGGUGGCGAGACAGAAGAGAGCAGCUCUACUAGCGGCACUGCUUUCUCCCUGCUACAAUAAUAGAGGUUUCUAAGGUUCGGGUGUCUGCGAAGAGAAGGAACAGAGGAGUGAGGUUGUAGCUGACCUGUGUUGCAUGUUUUUGGUGGAUUUUGCACGAGAUUUCUUGUUGUUUAGAUGUUUUGUAUGUAAUCUGCGAUUGAUUGGCCAACACAAUUCACCACCAUGUAAACUACAUCUUAGUAUUAUUUUGACAUCAAAGUUUGUUGUGGCCAAUUGUUGCAAGGAAGGCAUCAACGAAUUUAUCUCGAUCAAA
Musa acuminata subsp. malaccensis (wild Malaysian banana) is the source of this 1526-nucleotide messenger RNA. RefSeq names its product tetraspanin-6. Gene Ontology annotation, cellular component: plasmodesma; plasma membrane. NCBI's taxonomy places the organism in Eukaryota, Viridiplantae, Streptophyta, Magnoliopsida, Zingiberales, Musaceae. Gene Ontology annotation, biological process: auxin-activated signaling pathway. The record is from RefSeq and is a predicted model, not a curated record.